AUGAACACGACGUCUGUGGCCUUACUGGCCCUUGUACUUCUCUUCGUUGCAUGCCUCGCGCAUCUUUUACCUUACCUCACAGAUCCACAUGCCCUCCGCUCCUACCCAGGCCCUUGGUUAGCCAAGCUGUCGGACGUAUGGCUCGGACGAGUAGCCGCUCAAGGCCACCGCUCUGAGGUUGUCCACCAGCUACACAAGCAGUACGGGACCUUCGUCCGGUUGGCGCCAAACCACUUGUCCAUCUGCGACCCGGAUGGGAUCCAGGACGUCUACGCGCACGGGAACGGCACGACGAAGUCGGACUUCUACGACGCGUUCGUGUCCAUCACGCGCGGGCUCUUCAACACGCGCUCCCGCGCGGACCACACGCGCAAGCGCAAGGUCGUCGCGCACGUCUUCUCGCAGAAGAGCGUGCUCGAGUUCGAGCCGUACACACGCGUGCACGUCGCCGCGCUCUUCAGGCAGUGGGACCGGUUGUGCGGGCGCGGCGCGGAGGGCUUCGAGGGGAAGGAGGGCGAGGGCUGGCGACGCGAGGGAGGCCGUGUGUGGAUGGAUUGUCUGCCAUGGUUCAACUACCUCGCGUUCGACAUCAUUGGGGACCUAGCCUUCGGAGCACCGUUCGGCAUGCUCCAAGCCUGCGCAGAUACUGCACCGACUGUCCUAUCCCAGGAGGCCGCAAUGGCGUCAUACGGUAGCUCAGGUAAGGAUUCACCAGAGGUGACCUACUGCCCCGCCGUGCAGAUUAUAAACGAGCGUGGCGAGUACUCCGCGUCGAUCGGCGUGCUGCCACCGCGCUGGCGACCGUGGCUCGUUCGGUUCGUCCCCUGGUACCGCCAAGGGGCCACCUCAGUGGAGUUGUUGGCGGGGAUGGCGAUCGCUGCGAUCUCGAAGCGUCUGGCUGCGCCGACGGAGAGGACGGACUUGCUAUCGAAGCUGCAGCAGGGGAAGGAUGAGGAGGGGAGGCCGUUGGGUGCGAAGGAGCUUACAGCGGACGCCCUGACUCAGCUCAUCGCUGGGUCAGAUACAACGUCGAACUCGUCGUGCGCGAUAGCCUAUCACCUGGCAGCCAACCCUGACGUCCAGGAGAAGUUACAGCGCGAGCUGGACGCAGCACUCGGCGGCGAGGAUGAUCCCGUCGUCACGUUCGAGCAAGUCAGACGUCUUCCGUACCUCGAUGCGGUGAUCAACGAGGGCAUGCGAGUCCACUCGACCUCUGGAAUCGGUCUGCCCCGCGAGGUGCCUACCGGGGGGUUGACGGUGUGCGGGCGGUUCUUCCCCGAAGGCACGGUCCUAUCGGUGCCGACUUACACUGUCCACCGAAACGAGGACGUAUGGGGAAGCGACGCGGACGUGUUUCGACCUGAACGCUGGCUGGAGCGGGAUAAGAACGAGCUCCAGAAGGCCUUCAACCCGUUCUCGUUCGGACCGAGGGGAUGUAUCGGCCGCAAUUUGGCGAGUAUGGAACUGUUUAUCAUCGUAGCUUCCGUAUUCCGACGGUACCACUUCGUCUUGGAAGACACUAGCCAAAAGUUGGAUACCAAGGAGGGUUUCUUGCGGAAGCCUGUCAAGUGCAGGGUGGGGGUCAGGCGCAGAGCAACAGGGAUCGGGAUGUGA
Molecule: messenger RNA, 1614 nt
Organism: Fomitopsis serialis
Lineage: Eukaryota; Fungi; Basidiomycota; Agaricomycetes; Polyporales; Fomitopsidaceae
Product: cytochrome P450
Exons: 6
Coding region: 1-1614 (537 amino acids)
Molecular function (GO): iron ion binding; heme binding; oxidoreductase activity, acting on paired donors, with incorporation or reduction of molecular oxygen
Source: RefSeq, a predicted model, not a curated record